UUCGGCACACUAAACAGCUGUUUUUGCGUUUUCUUCGGUUUUCCUUUUGUUCCGAUAGUGCAAUUAAAAGGCUUAAAUAUAGGACAAAAAAAACGCUAAUAAUAAAACCGCUAGUUACUCUUGUUUUUCAGUAUUAGAAUUUAAUUUCUAUUGUUAAAUAGUGUAUACCGGAUAUGGGGAGUUAUUUUUCGCGUAUUAUGCGGGUUCUUGGCAUAUGAGAAGUUUUGUUUAUGCCUGAAAAAAAAACAAAGAAAGCGAAGCUGACGAAUCAUUUUCGAGUAUUGAUAAUCUGUAACUGCCGAUCUAUAACUAGAAUGGCUUUGCUCCAGUUUUAAAAUCUAGUUUUUGGUACAUAGCGUCUAUUUACGUUUGCAAACAAGUCAAGUCAUGAGCUAAGUUUAGUAAAACCAACUUCACCAUGUCUCAUAUGGAUCCAAGUGAUGUCCGUAGUACCGCCCAGCUGAUUUUAGCCAAUGCGAGGCAGGGCAACAGCGCCUACAACAUGCCAUAUGAUAUGUCGCGAGCACAUUCCAUCAACCUGAUUACGGAGGACUUCCUGGCCGGAUAUAUGCAGGAUGGUAGGAUGUCCGUGGUUCGGAGAUUUUUCUGCCUCUUUGUCACAUUCGACUUGGUUUUCGUUUCAUUGCUCUGGCUCAUUUGCAUUGUGAUCAACGGCGACAAUAUAUUCAAUGCCUUCCACAAACAGAUCGUGGAGUACACCAUCUACAAAUCGCUCUUCGAUGUUGUGGCCAUCGCCAUCUGCCGAUUCGUCGUUCUUAUUUUUUUCUACGCCAUAUUGUACAUCAAUCAUUGGUCUGUCAUUGCGCUCUCUACUAGCGGGUCCUGUUUGUUCCUCAUAUCCAAGGUGUUUGUAUUCGAUUGGCUAGAAUCCAAGCAACAAGUGUUUGAGGUCGUCCUAAUAAUAACCUCAUUUAUACUGGCUUGGGGAGAGGCAUGGUUCCUGGAUUGUCGUGUAAUUCCCCAGGAGCGGCAUGCCCAACACUAUUUUCGAACUAUGACCUCUAAUGAUCGCACGCCAAUGGAACAGCCGGCCAUUUUGAUAGAGCAUGAACGGACCUCGCAAAGUGUUACUAAUUUUUAUUCACCCAUGGACACGGCUCAUCACUCUGACGAGGAGGAAGAGGAGGAUGAGGAGUACACCCAAAUGGGAUUGGAUUGCCUGCGAAAGGCCUUUGAGAUCAUCGAGUCCAGUGACUGGAAGAUGGAGAAGGUUACCCAAAAGGGCGACACCAUUCACAGCACUCAGCGGGACAAGAUUGGGAAGAUUUACAAGCUGACGGCUCGCAUCAAGUAUCCUGCUAAGGCGCUGAUGGAAGAUCUAUUCUAUCGCAUUGAAGACUGUCCCAAAUGGAAUCCUGCUCUUCUAGAGUCGAAAAUAGUGCGAAAAGUCAACUCCUACACCGAUAUAACCUAUCAGGUCUCUGUUGGCGGAGGAGGUGGUAUGGUGAAAAGCCGGGACUUUGUCAACCUACGGUCUUGUCGACUCUUUUAUAAUGGAAAAAUCUGCGAUGACGAUGAGGCGGCAGAACUCAGCAGCGAUGAUGGCAACAGCAGUCUGAAUCGCUCCUGUGAAGGCAGUGUUAGCACGAUUUCGGAUGCGGACUCGCACACACCGUUGCUGCCCAGCAGCGUAUCCAGUUGCAAGGCCACAUUUCCCAGUUCAUCCAAGGGAGCCACAACUCCCUUCGACACGCUGGGCAACAGCUUGGGCGCCAAGAGCUUGGGUCCCAUUGUCAACUUUGAGGAAGAACCACCGCCGCUGGAUCAAGACGAGUUCCAGGAUGCCAAGGACAAGGUCGAAGGCGAAACCGAAACCAUUACAAAACCAAAUGUACCCAGCGUGGGCAAAACCAAGGAUAAAGUUUGGGUUACCUCUGCGAUUAGUGUGCAAUAUGCGGGGGUUCCACCCUCAUCCAAAUACACAAGAGGUCAGAACAUUGUCAGCGGGUUUGCCUUUCGUGAAAUCGUUGGCAAGUCGGAUAGCUGCAUCGUAGAAUGGGUGCUUUGUUUGGAUCUAAAGGGCUAUAUUCCUCGCUAUGUCCUGGAUGCAGCCCUCACCUCAUCCAUGACCGAUUAUAUAACAAAUCUGCGCAAGCAUGUCAACGAACUGAGGCAUCGGGGACGUGGCCGAGAAGCUAGGACCCACUAGGAAAUCAGCAAACUGUAUUUUUAAUUUUAAUCCCAUUGUAUCUCAAGCGAGUGCUGUUCGCAUCCAGGUAUCUACUAGAAUAUUUCAAUAAUUUUGAAACAGAUGAGCGAGUUCAGUGCUGUAAGUUUAUUGAGUAUUGUAUGUAUAUGUAUGGCAUAAGUUCUAUGUACCUAUAUGCACGGCUUACACUAUAAAUUUUAUACAUGACUUUUCUAA
Drosophila rhopaloa is the source of this 2386-nucleotide messenger RNA. RefSeq names its product steroidogenic acute regulatory protein-like (gene Start1). The record is from RefSeq and is a predicted model, not a curated record. The transcript is spliced from 12 exons. Lineage: Eukaryota; Metazoa; Arthropoda; Insecta; Diptera; Drosophilidae. Gene Ontology annotation, molecular function: lipid binding. The coding region runs from base 419 to 2170 and encodes 583 amino acids.